CCCUGGCCCGGCACAGACUUGCACACUCUCCGUAGCCACUCACUCCUCUCUUCCCUCUCUCCCACAUUCUCCAACCCAAGGAGGCCAGACAGAAGGACGUGGUCACUCUGAACGGCUCAGCCCAGGAGACGCAAUGCAGUGGGCCUGCAUCCUGCUGUUGGCCGGGCUCUGCUCGCUUUCCCAGGGCCAGUACGAUGAAGACUCUCACUGGUGGAUCCAAUACCUCCGAAACCAGCAGUCCACCUACUACGACCCCUACGACCCUUACCCCUACGAGCCCUCCGAGCCUUACCCCUACGGAGUAGAGGAAGGCCCAGCCUAUGCCUACGGCGCGCCACCUCCACCAGAGCCCCGUGACUGUCCCCAAGAAUGCGACUGUCCCCCCAACUUCCCCACAGCCAUGUACUGUGACAACCGCAACCUCAAGUACCUGCCCUUCGUGCCCUCCCGCAUGAAGUACGUCUACUUCCAAAACAACCAGAUCUCUGCCAUCCAGGAAGGCGUCUUUGACAACGCCACUGGGCUCCUCUGGAUCGCUCUGCAUGGCAACCAGAUUACCAGUGACAAGGUAGGCAGGAAGGUCUUCUCCAAGCUGAGGCACUUGGAGAGGCUGUACCUGGAUCACAACAACCUGACCCGGAUGCCCGGCCCGCUGCCUCGAUCCCUCAGAGAGCUCCACCUGGAUCACAACCAGAUCUCGCGGGUCCCCAACAAUGCUCUGGAGGGCCUGGAGAACCUCACAGCCUUGUAUCUCCACCACAACGAGAUCCAGGAAGUCGGAAGCUCCAUGAGGGGCCUCCGGUCCCUGAUCCUACUAGACCUGAGUUACAACCACCUUCGAAGGGUACCUGACGGCCUGCCCUCGGCCCUGGAGCAGCUGUACCUAGAACACAACAAUGUCUACACCGUCCCCGACAGCUACUUCCGGGGGUCACCCAAGCUGCUGUAUGUCCGGCUGUCUCACAACAGUCUCACUAACAACGGCCUCUCUACCAACACCUUCAAUUCCAGCAGCCUCCUCGAGCUAGACUUGUCCUACAACCAGCUGCAGAAGAUCCCGCCUGUCAACACCAACCUGGAGAACCUUUACCUCCAGGGCAACAGGAUCAACGAGUUCUCCAUCAGCAGCUUCUGCACGGUGGUGGACGUCAUGAACUUCUCCAAGCUGCAGGUCCUACGCCUGGAUGGGAACGAGAUCAAGCGGAGCGCCAUGCCGGUGGACGCGCCACUCUGCCUGCGCCUCGCCAGCCUCAUCGAGAUCUGAGGGGCCUCGCCUUGGGCUCCGGGCUCCGGGCUCCAGGCUCCGGGCUCCGGGCACUGGGGUCCCAGCACACACCCUGCCACCCCGCUGCAUUUGGCUUGAAGGUCUGGUUUGGCUUUUGCUGGAUGGUCUGGGACAAGCACAUGAUAGAAGUCCACAGAAUCUUAUUCAGUCUCCUUCCGAUAGGUAAAGUUAGGUGGGAUCAGGGGCCAGGCCAGUUUCUGCAGGGAACGAACAUGGUGGUAAAAGAAACAGCCAUAGAGUCUAGCCCCCAAAUCUUACGGUCCCUCAACCUCCCCCAUGACCUUGCUUAAGACAGUAGCAUGUAACCAGUUCCAGACAACAGCAUGGCCAGCUGCUCUGGGCUCCUACUUACUACUCCUCAAAACAUCCAAACCUCUUGGCCAGCCACCUCCUCCCGGCCCAGCUCACCCGCUCUGCCCUCUUUCACUGAGGCCUCUUCUAAUGUCUCUGCAGACACAGAGGCUGGUGCAUAGCUGUUCAACAACCUGUGGAGAAAGGCCACACUACUCUCUGAGGUUAAAAGGAUGUCUAAAAUCACCACACAUACAUAUACACACACACACACACACACACACACACAAAUUACCUGUUUAAAGUCACCAUACUGAACAGCAUAAUAAUGGUAGUUAUGACUCGAAGGCAGAGGGGAUAACCAGCUCUAUAAUGGCGAAUCUAUCAGAGGAGGGAAGAAUUGAGUGAUCAUUAUCAGGAUCCAUAGGAAGAUGAGGAAGGGUCACACCUCAGAAUAGCAGAACUGAAGGGGCAGCGCCCCCUCUCUGGCUUCAUUUGACCCAACAUGAUCUGUACCCCUUCUUGGGCUUCUAGUAUGGAAGGGGCAAGUGUGGUUUCCAAAACAUGAGAGAGAGCCUCUGCCAAUCCUUUGAUCCAAGUGUGAAGGUUUGUUACCCAGAGGGCAGAGGCAGACUCCACCAGCUGAGGACCUUUCCGCUAACCCAGACUAGGGGGUGAUCAAUAACUCGUUUGUCCAUAAUGCUAGAGAUGCUCAGUGGGUCAAGAAGCCCUGGCCAGGCCCAAGUCUUGCCUGCACUAGACCUGGCUUUCUCAGCUUUCACACCGUGGAGCCAUGCCUUAUGCCCAAUGGUGCCUGUGAUUCGUAGCUUGUCUGAGAGCAACCCCCUCUUCUUUUUGAAGGUGAUAUUGCCUAGGUACAACCAACAGCUUCUUCUAGACUCCGCUGGGAUAGAGCCACCUGGGUGGCCAGCGGCAAGAAUCAGUUGUGAGUUGUUAGCCUGAGGUGGGUCCCUGCCCAGAUGCCUUAGACCCCUGACUGCGUGCACUUAGAGAGUAAGCGUCUCUGAAAGGGACGGGGCGGGGCGGGGUGCUUAGACUGUGCCAUGGGUUCCAGAACCUGAAAUCCACAAAAGCCAAACCAGCUUGUUUCAACCAGAGAGCAGCACGUGCAGAGCUAGGCUGCCCUGCCCAGGGCUCCGGGGAAGCACCUGCAUGCGGACGCCAUCAUGCCUCUAUAAAGGGUCCUCAGCACGAAGCAAGCAUGAAUGGUGGCUAACCUGACCAAUAAAGUUAUUUUAUAAGUGCAUCUGAA
Molecule: messenger RNA, 2849 nt
Organism: Apodemus sylvaticus (European woodmouse)
Lineage: Eukaryota; Metazoa; Chordata; Mammalia; Rodentia; Muridae
Gene: Fmod
Product: fibromodulin
Exons: 3
Coding region: 134-1264 (376 amino acids)
Molecular function (GO): protein binding
Source: RefSeq, a predicted model, not a curated record